AUGACUAACUAUUUAGCGAAAUAUGUCCCAGUGGGAGAGUCUGAAGAACUAGUGAUAAAUACAACGAAACCUAUUGUUGCAGGGAAACGCACAGACUUGUCGCACUUUGGUCGGAUUUCAGCCAUAAAAGUACAAGAGACGACCUUCUAUGAGAACGAGGAUUUUCAGAAUAUUGUGGAUGGAUUGAAUAAGUUAACCACCAGGUUAAAUGAAAUGCAUGAUAUUUUAAACAUGACAGAACACAUGUUAUCUGCAGGGUUUGCUUACAAUGGGAGUUUGAAUCGUUUACACGACAUACUAUUGGAUGUAGUGAUACGAAAUCGGUCGUUAAAAAUUGGCGUAUUGGGUGGAUCGAUAUCGGCUGGUGGUGCUUUGGGUGGCGAACAGUACAUUUAUUCUAGCAUAUUAGGACAUUUACUGCAGCUUGUGAUCGGGGAACGUGUUGAGAUAUAUAAUGUGGCUGUUGGGUCUACAGCUAGCAACUAUUAUAAAUAUUGUAUACAUGCCCAUCUAAAUGCGUCAGAUAUGGACAUUAUUAUUUGGGAGUUUGCAAUUAACGACUUUAUUGUUGGAAUUGGGCCUGAAUCGCAGGAGGAACUGACCAGGUUUGUAUUGGCAUUACCAAAGAAACCGCAAUUAGUGUAUGUGGAUUUCGUGCAUCUUGUACUUUUUCGACAACCCCACCCCUGUAGAUUUGGAAGUAAACGUUUCGGUAUGCAUUACGAUGUACCAUCUAUAAGUUUGCCGAAUGCACUCUGUACUUAUCUUGAGAAGGGUUUGCGUGAUGGCCUGUUAGGCAGCGACAACUCUCAUCCUGGUAAAAUUCCACAUGCAAUGGCGGCUAUAUUUCUAGCCCAUCUCUUGAAAGACGUGUUACAAAACAUCACUCGAGAGUGGUCACCUAAUAAUACUCCGACUAGUUUUCAAAAAGGUGUUGAUGCAGAAAAUCUCAUCGGGGAAUUACCACCCCCAUUAUAUAACAUAUCACAAAAUCUACACCGUCAGUGCUGGUCUACUUUGCUGUCGAAAGAGGGCGUUUUGAAUGAUUUAAUACCAUCAAAAAGAGAGGAUGAUUGGGAGAUGAUGCAACAGGAGUACGAGGAAGAUUAUAGACUUGACCGAAAGAUGUUCUGGGGAUGUAAGCGUAAAAAUAAAUCAAUCGUAUUCCCUUUGAUCAUUGAACCGGACGAACACGCAACAUUGUUUAGUGUCUACGUAGUAAUGUUGGGCUGUUCAUGGUGUGGAAACGCAGUGGUGUUCUUAGAUCAUGGCAAUGGCGUGGUAAUUAAAACGUACUGGAAUUGGAAUAUAGUAAGACUAUUUCAUGUUGCAAACAACGUUCCCCCAGGAAACCACAAUAUAACUGUUAUACCUCAAUCUGAUAUUCUAGUCAGGGUAACUUCUGUUAUUGUGGCUUAA
Saccoglossus kowalevskii is the source of this 1419-nucleotide messenger RNA. RefSeq lists its product as uncharacterized. The record is from RefSeq and is a predicted model, not a curated record. NCBI's taxonomy places the organism in Eukaryota, Metazoa, Hemichordata, Enteropneusta, Harrimaniidae.